Lachancea mirantina is the source of this 1209-nucleotide messenger RNA. NCBI's taxonomy places the organism in Eukaryota, Fungi, Ascomycota, Saccharomycetes, Saccharomycetales, Saccharomycetaceae. The record is from the annotation of a GenBank genome assembly.
AUGGCAAACGAUAUGUCCGAAAAUAUCAAGGACGUCUCGAUGCUGGACGUGGCCAACGCAAACGAAAAUGGGAAAAAACGGUCUCAAAACACCAUCGUACAGAGUUUUUCGAAACUUGAUAUCGGGGACCAUCGGUCGACUCCGCCGCUUAUGCGACGUCGAUCGACGCUUAUAUUCGAUGACGACGACGAUCCACCAAAACACGAGGAGAACGUGGGUAGCGAGGUUGAUUUGAGUGACGACAGAGUACAACACUCGGCCGGCGUGGCGGACCCGUCCCUGGACCCAGACGUUUCUGCGGACCCAGAAUCCUCUGCGUCGUCUUUGGGAUCUAUCACUGGGCAACCACAGCAACAGGGCUCUGCAGAAAUAGGCACUUCCAGAAGUAAUGCGUCGACACCCCAAACCGCCGCCCAAAAUGUAAUUCCGGUCGACAUUACCUGGCAACAAGGUGGGAACAAAGUUUACGUGACCGGGUCGUUCACUGGAUGGCGUAAAAUGAUCGGGCUAGUACCUGAUACAACCCAGCAUGGUGUUUUCCACAUCAAACUUCAAUUGCCGCCCGGUACGCACCGGUUCCGGUUCAUUGUCGACAAUGAGCUUCGAUUUAGCGAUUUCUUGCCCACUGCGACCGAUCAAAUGGGCAAUUUCGUCAACUACCUCGAGAUCGUGAGUCCCGAGGUGACGCCCAAACAGGAAGUCACCUCACAGGAACCGGCUCCACAUCAACACAAACGCGCUUCUAAGGCAGAAGAACCCCUCAGUGCACGGUCGAAACUCGCGCUUCAAAUCGGUGAGGAUCCGGAUGAUAUGGGCGAUGGUUACUCGAGAUUCCACGGCGCAGUUGAACAUCAAGCCGCCUAUAGUUACACACGUGAUAUACCGGCAGUUUUCACAGACCCUUCUGUCAUGGAACAAUACUACUUGACGCUAGAUCAGCAGCAGAAUAACCAACAGAACAUGGCCUGGCUCACGCCCCCGCAGCUCCCACCACAGCUGGAAAACGUCAUUCUCAACAAUUACUCUGCUGCGGCACAGGCUGGCGAGACCGGUAGCGAAAAUAAUUCCGGUGCUUUACCAAUUCCUAACCAUGUCGUGCUGAAUCAUUUGGCCACCAGCAGCAUCAAGCACAAUACACUAUGUGUCGCGAGCAUUGUUCGAUACAAAAGGAAAUAUGCCACUCAAAUGCUAUACGCGCCACUUCAGUGA